AUUGUGUUCAUCUUUAACCUGCCGUCGCUGUAGCCCCCCGCGUUGCGUUGGCGCUGCAGAUCCAGCCUAGAAGAGCGAGAGGCGGCGCGGAGCCGCGGAAACGGGCGAAUCGAUCUAGGGGCAAAGGGAACGGAGCGGACGGAGAGCGAGGCUGGAAAACGGACGACCGGGAGAAGGGGACGAGGAGGAGCGAGAAAGCGUCGACCUCGCGCCGCAGCCGGCCGAAUAUUGAGCGAGCGGCACCGUCCUCCGCAGAGACGCCACUUUGAGGAGCAAAUCUCCCCCUAAGUUAGCUUUCGACUCUAAUGAUUGUCAUGGGAGCAAAGAAAAUGUAGGUUCCCCUGAAAUGACAUGCCAGAAAUAACAAAAUGGUUGACAGGCCAAAAAUCAUGAGCAAAGUAAAAUAAGAAUCCAUUAAUGAUAAAUACAAUCUUUAAUUUAACAUUGGACUUUUUCUUCUUAAUUUUUAAAGAUCAUCUAGAAGGAGAAAUAGAAUCCAAGCAUUAAAAUAUGAACCUCAAGACAAGCACCUAAAUUCACUUGUUUAGAGGUGAUUUAUUAACAUCAAAGCAAUAGGGGUGGGUCAUGACUCAGUUGCCAUGCGUGUUGUCAUGGUGACCAGCCCCUGUGCCCCUUCCCCCCUCCUCUGGUUGGUCCAGCUUUUGUUGUGGCUUCACAACCAUGGACCUCAGCUGACCGAGGCAGCGUCCCCCUGUCCCUCGCCCUGUACCUGCUCCAAUCAGGCGAGUCGCGUCAUUUGUACAAGGAAGAGCUUAGAUCAAAUCCCAGACAGUAUUUCAGAGAACACAAGAUACCUCAAUCUACAGGAGAACUCAAUUCAGGUGAUUAAGUCCGACACAUUUAAGCACCUGAGGCAUUUGGAAAUCCUCCAGCUCUCCAAGAACCACAUUCGGCAGAUUGAGGUGGGAGCUUUCAAUGGCCUUCCCAACCUCAACACGCUGGAGCUUUUUGACAACCGACUCACAGUGGUACCAUCACAGGCCUUCGAGUACCUCAGCAAGCUAAGGGAACUAUGGCUACGAAACAACCCCAUCGAGACACUGCCAGCGUUUGCUUUUCACCGUGUUCCCUCCUUACGUCGUCUCGAUCUAGGGGAACUCAGGAAGCUGGAUUUCAUCUCAGAAGCUGCCUUUGAAGGUCUGGUAAACUUACGCUUCUUGAAUCUCGGCAUGUGUGGUUUGAAGGACAUCCCUAACCUCACCCCGCUGGUACGAUUAGAGGAGCUGGAGUUAUCGGGGAACCAGCUGGGGAUAGUUCGUCCCGGAUCCUUCCAGGGUCUAGUGUCACUUCGCAAGUUGUGGCUAAUGCACUCCAGAGUGUCGGUCAUUGAACGCAAUGCUUUUGAUGACCUCAAAAACUUAGAGGAGCUCAACCUCUCCCACAACUCCCUGCACUCCCUGCCCCACGACCUCUUCACCCCUUUGCACCAGUUGGAAAGGGUUCACCUCAACCACAAUCCUUGGGUGUGCAACUGUGAUGUUCUGUGGCUUAGCUGGUGGCUGAAAGAAACAGUUCCCAGCAACACCACAUGUUGCGCUCGCUGCCACGCGCCCCCGGGUCUAAAGGGCAAAUACAUUGGGGAACUGGACCAGAGCCACUUUACCUGCUAUGCCCCAGUGAUUGUUGAGCCCCCCACCGACCUCAAUGUCACCGAGGGCAUGGCUGCUGAGCUGAAAUGUCGCACUGGAACCUCCAUGACCUCUGUGAAUUGGUUCACUCCGAACGGCACAAUGAUGACCCACGGAUCGUACCGCGUUAGGAUCUCAGUGCUUCACGAUGGAACGCUGAACUUCACAAAUGUGACUGUGCAAGACACGGGGCAGUAUACUUGCAUGGUAACCAACUCCGCUGGGAACACCACCGCAUCGGCUGUGCUCAACGUCACCGCUCCUGACCCCAGCAACAGCUACAGCUAUUUCACCACUGUCACUGUGGAAACAGUUGAGACAGUGAGAGGAGAUGAUGAAAGGCAAGCAAGCAAACAAUAUAUUAAUGAAACCUUCAUAAAUUUCUCUGAUCCUACUGUGAUAGAGGGACAACCUGCUACCACUAUAUCACCUUCUCUCUCUUCUCUUUCCUCACUGUCACCACAAACCAACAGAGUAACUGAAAAUGCAGUGACUGUGUCCAUAAUGGAUGUUACCAACAUUCCCGGCCUGGACGAUGUGAUGAAAACGACUAAGAUCAUCAUCGGUUGCUUCGUGGCCAUUACGUUCAUGGCAGCCGUGAUGUUGGUGGUCUUCUACAAACUCCGAAAGCAGCACCAGUUACACAAGCACCACGGCCCGGCCAGAGCCAUUGAAAUAGUCAAUGUAGAAGACGAGAUUGGAGCCGGGGCUGGAAGCGGGAUCUCGGGCGGAUCCACAAUGAAUUCAGGAACCGGAGGAGAAGGAACGCUAAGGAUACAUCACCCAGAAAUAGUCAACCUUCCCAACAUUGGCCGUACGGACACGCUCAACCAUUACUACAAGACACAUCAUUUCAACAACAAUGUGAUGGGUCUUAGCAUUGGAAACGAUGGCAUGGGACCAGGAGGGAUCCUCAGUAACAAGAAUCCACAAGGCCAGGAUAUUCCUAUUUCCUGUACCCCAAUCCCAAUCUCCACCUCUAAUUUGCUCACCACGUCAGGAAACGGCACCAACCCCAAUUCUAUGUCCCCACCGCUGCAGAUGUCUCUCCCCAUGCCUACAAUGGGCUUACAUGGAUCGAUCAAGGGAUUCAUGGGGCAAAACCAGAAUCCCCAAAUGGAGCCUCUUCUCUUCAAGGGGAACUCAAAAGAAAAUGUCCAGGAGACUCAGAUCUAAAAAAAGUAGGAAUAUACGGAGCGAGAGAGCGAGCAAGUGUUGGAGACAGAGAGGGGAUUGAUGUUGGGUUUAUGCACAGAAUGAUUAGACACUAGAGUGCAUUGACAUUACACCAGGAGAGAGGAUGGACUGACACGGCUAUACACAAACACAUAGACAUGUCCGUGACAGUGUAAUGAGCCAAGGAUUACCACAAUGGGCCACUUGUGCUUGUAGUAACUAUCAUGGCCAUGGAAAUCAAGGAAUGGACAUUGCUACAAUGUAAAUCUGUGCCAAAGCAAAUGUUUUUUGCAGUUUCUACAAGCUGUGUUCUCGUAGGGAAAAAAAACUAGCCUUUCAGAGUAAUCGGUCCCCAAAUUGUUUUUUGGCCAGCGAAGUUGAAAAGACACGCGCAGCACUCACCCCACUGAAGAUCGGAGACUAAAAAACCAAGAGACGUUUUUCUUCCACGCGACACACAAACCACACCCUCUCUCUCGAGUGACUCAAUAGACUCCCUCAAGGUGAAAAUUAUGUAGGCAUAACUAGAUGGACAUAAAGGUACAGUGCAGUACAAACUACUGUGAAAAAAUCCACAAAUUAUAUAAAUAUAUUUUCAUUUAAAUAUGUAUCAUUGCAGACUCUGAUGCAGAGAUAUUUUGGGUGGAUGUAUAAGCUGGUAUAGUUUGUUUCUUUGUGAUGAAUAAUCAGCAGCGGGUAUAGUGGAGGUUGGUUAUGAUACAUGUUUUACGUUUGGCUACUUCUCAGAAACAUAAGGGCUCAAUUGCAACACUCAUUGUGAAUCUUUGAAUUGGCUUUGUGACAUGAAGACCAUUUAGGUUGUAGAAGAGUAAAACGCAGAUCUCUGUUUGACAAACCUUCGUCUGUUGCUUCAGUAAUAAUCAUUACGAUCUUUUGUGUUCUGAAAGUGUAUUACAGUAUGUAUUUUGUGAAAGCCAGCUACUUGGUAUUUCAAUUGACAGUUCUGAUACUUCAAUGCCAGCAUCGCAUAACGGUAAAACUAUGUCCCACAAACACACAAAGGUGAUCCACUGCAAAGGCCUGUAUGGGUAAAACAAAGUGUUGACAAUGUGUUAUUCGAAUCGGAUCAGUAGCCAGAUAUUUGCUUUUAGACAGGAAUUUGAUAUGACCUCCUUGCUCAUGGGCACCAUAAUCACGCCAUAAAAUGCUGUGAUAAGGAUGAACAGACAUCCAUUCGCAACAGCAUUUAAGAAGGGAUUUAACAUCCAUCUUUGGAUGAUUGGAAUGAAUGGAAAUGUACAGUAUAUUAAUAAUAAUAAUGUCUGGUUGUAUGACAAUUGUAAGAUCCACAUUUUUACAGUGUAACUUUCAUAUGUUAAAUGCCAUUUACGCUUCUUGCGUUUCAACUAUGUAUUUCUUUAUUUUUGUUAGUUUGAUAUAAUGUGUACAGUUGUCUAGCCAUGUAUCAUUACGUGUGAAAUAAAUCAAUCAUAUAUUG
Molecule: messenger RNA, 4284 nt
Organism: Betta splendens (Siamese fighting fish)
Lineage: Eukaryota; Metazoa; Chordata; Actinopteri; Anabantiformes; Osphronemidae
Product: leucine-rich repeat-containing protein 4B-like
Exons: 3
Coding region: 600-2825 (741 amino acids)
Cellular component (GO): plasma membrane
Molecular function (GO): protein binding
Source: RefSeq, a predicted model, not a curated record